AUGAAGCUUCCACAAGGUGUACUCUCCUCCAAAGUUGGCCAAGUAUGUAGGCUUAACAAAUCAUUGUACGGCUUAAAACAAGCGAGUCGACAAUGGUUUGAAAAGUUAACUACGUUUCUUCAAGCUCAAGGUUUCCUCCAUGCCCAUGCUGACCAUACUCUCUUUACUAAGACCGAUUCAUCUUCAUUCACAGCCAUCCUUGUGUAUGUUGAUGACAUCAUCUUAACAGGGACUUCUCUCUCUAUGAUCAACUUUUUGAAGAAAUCUUUGGACGAUACAUUUCAUAUCAAAGACCUAGGCCAACUGAAGUUUUUUUUAGGUCUUGAGGUUGCACGCUCUUCUAAAGGUAUCUCCCUUUGCCAACGGAAAUAUUGCCUUGAAUUACUCCAUGAUGCUGGCUUAGCUGGUUGCAAACCAGUUUCAACUCCUUUGGAUGCCUCUUCUCGUCUUCAUCAGGAUGGUGGCUCUAUUUUUUCUGAUGUCACGGCUUAUAGAAGAUUGGUAGGAAGACUCCUCUAUCUCACCAACACACGGCCAGACAUUGCCUUUGCUACUCAGCAACUGAGCCAAUUCAUGAGUUCACCUACUGAAUCUCACUGCAAGGAUGCGUUAAGAUUUCUUCGUUAUCUUAAACAAUCUCCGGCUCGUGGUAUAUUUCUAUCUCAGGCCUCUGAUUUACAGCUAUCAGGGUUUAGUGAUGCUGACUGGGGUGGAUGUGUUGACACGCGCCGUUCCAUAUCUGGAUAUUGUUUCUUCAUUGGGCAAUCACUUGUGUCUUGGAAGGCUAAGAAGCAUCUCACGGUUAGCUGUUCAUCUGCUGAGGCAGAAUAUCAUGCCCUCGCAUCUGCUACUCGUGAGCUUCAGUGGCUAUGCUUCUUGUUGCAUGAUUUGCAUCAACAUCCCUCUCGGUUGCCAGUACUUUAUUGCGACAGUCAAAGUGCCCUACAUAUAUCUAUAAACCCUGUCUUUCAUGGGCGUAAUAAACACCUUGAUAUUGACUGCCAUUUAGUUCGUGAGAAGUUGCAAGCUGGAGUAAUGCGCUUGUUGCCUGUCUAUUCUCAAGAUCAAGCUGCAGAUGUUUUUACUAAGGCCCUUGGUCCGCGGCCGUUUCACUCUUGUCUGUCCAAGCUUGGCUUGAUAAACAUCUAUCAACCUCAAGCUUGUGGGGGGUGA
Molecule: messenger RNA, 1173 nt
Organism: Vicia villosa (hairy vetch)
Lineage: Eukaryota; Viridiplantae; Streptophyta; Magnoliopsida; Fabales; Fabaceae
Exons: 1
Coding region: 1-1173 (390 amino acids)
Source: RefSeq, a predicted model, not a curated record